UCAUAUAAUAUGUGGGGAGUUUUUCACAAAUAAAAUUUCAGCGCACGCUAUGGUUCCUCGCGUGCUAGUUUCAAUUCUGCUUCUUGUAAAUAUUUACAACGCUGUUUUUGGGUCUAAUUUGCAAGGUGAUUGCUCGAAAGAUGGUUCUUGUGAUGGAGAUGAGGAAAAACGAAGCAAAGCUAAGUACACAAUGAAAGAAUCAUGGAAAAGAUAUCUUCAGGAAAUACAACAAGCUACCGCUAAAUACCAAGAUUGCUCAAACAAAAAAUGUGGUUGCUAUAGUGAUGUGAUUGAUGAUGAUUUAAGAAUUUGGAAAGAUAGAGGAGGAAUCACCAAGAAAGACUUUGAUAAUUCAGCUGAUCAUGGUGUACACUAUCAGAUUAUUGAUCAUAAACUCUACAGAGAAGAAAAGUGUAUGUUUACAUUCAGAUGUAAAGGAGUUGAGCAUUUUAUCCUGGAGCUUAUUGACAAUUUACCAGACAUGGAGAUGAGAAUUAAUGUCAGGGACUAUCCACAGGUCCCAAAGUGGUCCAGUCCUCUGCCUGUUUUCUCAUUUAGUAAGACAAGCAAUGAGAAUGACAUCAUGUACCCAGCAUGGACAUUUUGGGAAGGGGGGCCAGCUGUGUGGCCAAUUUACCCCACAGGACUGGGGAGAUGGGAUCUAAUGAGAGCUGAAAUUGACAAAAAAGCCAGUGAGUGGCCUUGGGAGAAAAAAAAGGCAAAGGCAUUUUUUAGAGGAUCAAGGACUUCUGCUGAGAGGGAUCCUUUAGUACUUUUGUCUCGUGAGGACCCAAGUCUUGUGGAUGCACAGUACACUAAGAAUCAGGCCUGGAAGUCUGAUGCUGACACAUUACAUGCUCCACCCGCCAAAGAGAUCAAGCUCGAGGACCACUGUGAAUACAAAUACUUGUUCAACUUUCGUGGAGUAGCAGCUAGUUUUAGAUAUAAGCAUCUCUUCCUUUGCAAGUCUUUAGUUUUUCACGUAGGAGACGCAUGGCUUGAAUUCUUCUACCGAGCACUGAGGCCCUGGGUACACUACAUACCAGUUCAAACAGAUCUUAACAAUGCCAGGGACCUUAUAGAAUUCGCCAAAGAAAAUGAUGAAGUUGCAAAAGGAAUGGCUGAAAGGGGAUAUCAAUUUAUAAAAGAUCAUUUACGAAUGAAAGAUGUGAAGUGUUACUGGAAAAAGUUGUUGAAGAAUUAUGCCAAACUGAUGCAGUGGAAACCUGAAAGAAACUCUAGAUUUCAACGAAUAACACCAUAGGAACAAUAACGAAUUUAAAUAACAAUCUUAGGAUGUAACCUUGUCUUGAAACUCCGAAAACUGCGAACGCCAGAAUUAUGCAUGGAAGUUUUGUGUCUCAAGGAAACCUCUUCUAGCUCGAGAUUUAAAUACUUUUCCGGCAGUGUUCUCUCGAUAUUUAAAGUGUCUUAGUUAUUUUAUACACCCGUUUGCAAGUGAUUGCUGAACUUUAUUGUGAUUGGUCAAGAAAACAAUUGACGUGUUAAUAUAUUUGUGCACGGUUUACUGAGUUUCACAAUAAAAGCACAUUUUAGUAACUGA
Molecule: messenger RNA, 1564 nt
Organism: Pocillopora damicornis (cauliflower coral)
Lineage: Eukaryota; Metazoa; Cnidaria; Anthozoa; Scleractinia; Pocilloporidae
Product: protein O-glucosyltransferase 1
Cellular component (GO): endomembrane system
Molecular function (GO): UDP-glucosyltransferase activity; UDP-xylosyltransferase activity
Source: RefSeq, a predicted model, not a curated record